AUGCCGGCUACACCCUUUCAGACAGAAGCGUGGAUAGAGUACGGCCUUGGCUGUGCUGUGCUCUUCCUUCGAUACUUUGCACGAUGGAGAACAGUCGGCUGGAAGGGCAUGCAGGGCGAUGAUUACUUUGCCUUUGCAUCUCUCAUCUUCUGGACAGCUGAACUUGUCAUGUUGGAGCUGAUCGGCCAGAACGGAACCAACAUUGGUGUUACCGACGAGAUGGGCGCCAAGAUGACGGACGCACAAAUAGCCAAGCUGGAGUUUGGAUCGAAAUGUCUGUUGGCGGGCUGGAACUUUUAUGUUACGCUCAUCUUUUGCUUGAAGGGAGUUAUGCUCUGCUUCUACACUCGAAUGACGCUUGGUUUGUGGCAGAGAAAGCUCGUCAUUUGGACACAGGUUGGCACCGUUCUCGCAUACGGAGGAGUCAUCACUGUCAUCUGGGCCCAUUGUACGCCCGUCCACAAGAAUUGGCAGGUGUAUCCAAACCCAGGAGACGCGUGUACUUUGGCUGUUGCCAACUAUCUUACUCUGGUGGUCCUCAACAUUGCAACUGAUCUAGUCAUUGUCUCGAUCCCGGUGCCUCUACUCUGGACGGUCAAGCUCAGCAUUAAGCGGAAGCUCAUAAUCGGAGUUCUUCUCUGCUCAGGCGUUUUCAUCAUGAUUGCAACUCUCCUCCGCUGCAUCCUGUCUCUUCGGGAUAUCCAAGGCAUCAACACGUCCACCAUCUGGGCCAUUCGAGAAACAUUCGUCGGCAUCAUCGCAGUCAACGCUGCCGCAAUCAAGCCCCUCUUCUCAGCCUCCCGAUGGCUCAUCUCCAGCAAGGGAAGCAGCCGCGACAAGGGAACAAGCAGCUACAUCAACAAGUACGGGCACCCACUGGGCACAAUCGGCGGAUCAGGCAUCGCAGCCGGCCUCUCAUCGAGCCGUCACCAAAAGAUGAUGACCCAGCUAGACGAUAACUCGAGCGAAGAACACAUUGUGGGAAAGGCAGACUUUGGUGGCUACAAGCACGAUAUCCGAGCCGGGAGCACGACGAGCGGGCAGAGCAGCAGCGGGCCGGAUGGCAUCGUCGUUACUCGGACGUACGAGGUCACUCCUGGCAAGUCGACCCUGGAUGUUUAA
Molecule: messenger RNA, 1122 nt
Organism: Fusarium keratoplasticum
Lineage: Eukaryota; Fungi; Ascomycota; Sordariomycetes; Hypocreales; Nectriaceae
Exons: 8
Coding region: 1-1122 (373 amino acids)
Source: RefSeq, a predicted model, not a curated record